Arachis ipaensis is the source of this 1677-nucleotide messenger RNA. RefSeq names its product UDP-glycosyltransferase 74G1. The record is from RefSeq and is a predicted model, not a curated record. Lineage: Eukaryota; Viridiplantae; Streptophyta; Magnoliopsida; Fabales; Fabaceae. Gene Ontology annotation, molecular function: quercetin 3-O-glucosyltransferase activity; quercetin 7-O-glucosyltransferase activity.
ACAGGUGAUGUAGCGUUGCUCCAAUAUUUAUAUGUGCAAUUCCAAGUAUUAUUGAACAUAAGCAUCUCACAUCAAAUAAUCAAAUCACAAGCAUUCUAGAGUUGAGAAAUAUGGGAGAGAAAAUGAUCAAAACCAAACAUGUAGCUCACUGUUUGGUCUUGGCCUACCCAGGACAAGGCCACAUAAACCCCAUGAUUCAGUUCUCUAAGCGUUUAUCACACAAAGGAAUCAAGAUCACACUUAACUGGAGAGCAUCUCAGACGGGUAUGACGACGGCGGCCAUUUAGCCGCCGCCACCCUAGAGAUCUACAAAGACACCUUCUGGAAGGUUGGACGCCAAACUCUAUCAAACCUUAUUCGCAAACUCGGAAGUAGUAGUUGCAAUUACAAUAAUGUCCCUGUGGAUUGUGUUGUUUAUGAUGCUUUCAUGCCUUGGGCGCUUGAUGUUGCAAAAGAGUUUGGAAUCCUUGGUGCAGCGUUCUUCACUCAGCCAUGUGCCGUGAACAACGUAUACUUCCAUGUUCACAAGAAGUUGAUUGAGUUGCCACUUUCGGAAUCGGAAUAUUCGUUGCCGGGGUUGGUUAAGCUUUUGCCACAAGAGUUGCCAUCUUUCUUGUAUGAGUAUGGAUCCUAUCCUGGCUACUUUGACAUCGUUACGGAUCAGUUUUCAAACAUUCAUAAGGCAGAUUGGGUGCUUGCAAACACAUUUGAUGAACUCGAACAAGAGGUUAUUGAAUGGUUGUCAAAGAUUUGGCCACUGAAGACAAUAGGACCAUGUGUACCAUCUAUGUACCUAGACAAAAGACUCCAACAUGACAAGGACUAUGGUAUCAGUAUCCAUAACCAAAACAUAGAUGCUUGCAUUGAAUGGCUCAAUGACAAGCCCAAAGGUUCAGUUGUGUAUGUCUCUUUUGGGAGCAUGGCAGGUCUUAGUGAGAAACAAACCGAGGAACUAGCUUAUGGUUUGAAAAAUAGUAACUAUUAUUUCAUGUGGGUGGUUAGAGCUUCAGAACAAAACAAACUUCCAAAGGGAACAUUUUUGGACACAUUAGAAAAGGGUUUAAUAGUUACAUGGUGUCCUCAAUUACAAGUGUUAACACAUGAUGCUGUUGGGUGCUUUAUUUCACAUUGUGGUUGGAAUUCUACAUUGGAGGCUUUGAGCUUAGGUGUUCCUAUGAUUGCAAUGCCACUUUGGACUGACCAAACCAUAAAUGCAAAGUAUAUUAAGGAUGUUUGGAACAUGGGGCUCAAGGUUGUGGUUGAUGAGGUGGAAGGUGUGGUUAAAAGAGAAACUAUUGGGAAUUGCAUAAAGGAAAUUAUGGAGAGUGAGAAAGGGAAUGGAAUUAAGGAAAAUGCCAUCAAAUGGAAGAAUCUUGCUAAGGAUUCUGUUGAUGAGGGGGGAAGUUCUGAUAAGAAUAUUGAAGAGUUUGUGGCAAAGUUGGCUCAUUAUGCUGCUGCCAAAUGAUGAUGCAACUCUAAAAUUUGUUAUUAAUGUGGACUUCUAAGUUGAAAUUAAAAUAAUAAGGUUGUCAAUUUAAUUUGAAUAAUAUAUAUCUGUAUGUGUAUGGUGAGAAUUUGCCUACCACAUAUAUGCCCUGAUUGGGUAAUUUAGUAAUAUUUUUCUAUUGAAAAAAAUAGGAAAACCAUUUCUUUUUCUAUUGAGUAUUGUCUGAUUUG